AUGUCCAUCGAGCUCAACAAUCAAAACCAGAAAACACUGCAAGAUGGAAAACUUCCAGCAAGCCGGCGCAAAGCGCUAAAGAUGCCUCAGGAGCCAAUCCCCCUCCAAAAAGAAUACCACACGCGAGUCUUCCAAGUCAAAUUAUCCCCCCAAGCCGCUUUCUAUAAGGUGAAGGCCAAGCUAGGGGAUGGUGUCGAUGAGUGGGAGGGAAUCAUCGGACCAGGUAUGAUGUUUAUUGAGGCAAUUGCACGAACAGAAGACACUAACUUGCCAUAUUCCUCUCAGCUGGCCAAAGCCGCGUAUGAUGAGUGCUAUGACCCCGAGGGACUGAAGUGUGUCUUUGUAGAAAAUAUUCAAAAUGACGAGACAAUGGAAUUUAUGCGAGAUUCCAUCUACCCUGAGUGGAAUAAGGUAGACUUCGAGGCUCCACGCAAAUCUUUUGACAGGCUCUUUUGGGCACGAGGAUUGAGAGGGACGAGACGUGUUGCGAAGAUUGUUAACUGGAUGAAGGACUCCAGGUUUCACUUACGGUUUGAUAUUCAAGCCCUAUGA
Messenger RNA from Penicillium odoratum, 552 nucleotides. RefSeq lists its product as uncharacterized. The record is from RefSeq and is a predicted model, not a curated record. The transcript has 3 exons. The coding region runs from base 1 to 552 and encodes 183 amino acids. Lineage: Eukaryota; Fungi; Ascomycota; Eurotiomycetes; Eurotiales; Aspergillaceae.